This is a messenger RNA of Cylas formicarius (sweet potato weevil), 4093 nucleotides long. RefSeq lists its product as uncharacterized. The coding region runs from base 2058 to 3953 and encodes 631 amino acids. The record is from RefSeq and is a predicted model, not a curated record. The transcript has 3 exons. Lineage: Eukaryota; Metazoa; Arthropoda; Insecta; Coleoptera; Brentidae.
CAUAUGUGAAAACGAGUUUUUUGUUUUGUAAAAUAUGGUAAAUACUUGUUAUCGCACGCCUAUGGUGGUAUUUGUGUAAACUUUCUACGCCAAUGCUUCAGAUCGCGUAUUUCGACAGUAAAGUCUGUACAUAGACAUAAGAAAGUGACUAAGUGAUACGAAUUAAGGAGACCCGGGCAAGCUGUAAGAAUGAAAUACGGCCGAACGGGUCCGUACUUUGCUCAGAAUUUAAUUAUUUGGGGUUUUGUUAGGAAAGAUACUAAACACCUACCUUAAAUUACUUAAAAUUAGUCACAUAAUAUAUCAGUAUCACUGUCGCUAUCAUCGCCUGUUGCAGAAUGUUUUCGUCUAAUUUAAUAGGAAAAGAACUGUGGAAUUUUCUUGCGUGACGCACGCUAAUGGUUUGGCGGAGAUAAUUAAAAAUUUUUUUUUUCACUUCCUAGGGUACGCCUAUGGCAUCUUUUGAAAAAUUUUCAACCGCGGAUUUUUUUUUGCCUAUUUUUCAAAUUUCCAUAAAGCUGUCGAGUUUUUUGAUUUUUAUUGUUUUUUCGCCGAUUUUGAAGUCAUCGAUCUCCGAAUAGAGAAUGUUACCCGCACGCCCAUGGAUUUUCUUUUUGAAAAUUUGACAAUCAUUAAAACGCUUUGAAAACUUUUAUGUUAUAUUUCCGCAACACACGCUUUUUAAAAUUCCAUACGCACGCCCAUGAUUUUUAUUUUAAAAUUAGGCGAUCGCUUUCGAAAAUUUUGAUUCGAGCGCCAGUGGAUUAUUUUUUGUUUUUUCGCCAUUUUACAGACAUCGAUCUCCAAAUAGACAUUGAGCUGUUAUAGAAAACGAAAUGGAUUUUUUUUUUUUGAAAAUUUUACAAUCGUUGAACCCUUUUAACAAUUUUCGUAUAUUUGCGUCCUUGCAGUUCUUUAGUUUUUGAGAAAUUUUGGCUGCGCGUCCAUGUUUUACAUUGACUGAUUACAUUGAUUCCCUUUGAAAAUUUGCAUACACACGCCCAUGACUUUUAUUUUAAAUUUUGUGAAAGUUAUCAGGGUCCCUUAGAAAAUUUCAAACGCACGCUCAUGAGCUUAUAUUAAAUUUGAAAAAUUUCAUAUGCAUUCCCCUGACUUUUUUAAAAUUUUCAAACGAGUUCUGAGCCUUUUUGAAAUAUGGAUCAUUGUAGAUUUUUAAUUUAUGAGAAAUUUGUCUGCGCGUUCAUGUUUUUUAAAUUUCAAUUUUACAAUCGUUUAACCCCUUUUAAAAUUUUCAUGUGCACACCAGUGACUUUCAUUUUAAAUUUCGAAAAAGGUGUCGAGCUCUUUGCGAAAAUUUCACGUGCACGCACAUGACUUUCUAUUAAAUUUCGAAAAAGUUAUCGAGCCUUUUAGAAAAUUUGAUGUGCAUUCCCGUGACUGACUGUGUCAUUAUAGUUUUUUAUUUUUUGAAAAAUUUCGUCUGCACAAUCGUCGAACCCCCUUGAAAAUUUUUAUACACACGCCCAUGACUGUUAUUAUAAAUUUUCUGAAUGGUAUCGAGCCCCCUUCGAAAAUUUCACAUUAAUAUUUCCUGUAAUUGGGUCAUGUUACCUGUUGGAAAUCAAGUGCUAUAUUAUUAAUGUUAUUAUUAUAGUUUGUUAGAAAUUAUCCGCGUACCCAUGUUUUUUUUUUGUCUAUUUGACAAACGCGCGCCGCUACCGAAAUUGCACCGUACGAACUAUAAGGAAACCCUGAAAUAAACUGCUCGGCGCGCUGCUGACAAAGAAAUUGGUGGGGAGGCGUCGCCCGCCGCCUCGCGGCGACGCGACGCUCGAGCCAGUAGUACGGUCGGCGUCGGCGUCGCCAGUGUCUUUGUUUUUCACAAACGCCGAUUUGUUUACAACGUGGACGUGCGAUUUUCCGUUUUCGGUGAAACAAACGAGCGUCGACGCGGGUGCGCCGAAAAAACGCGCCGCCUUCGGCGCUUUUCUUUUGUUUUUCUCGUGAUGAAUGAGUCGCAGGUGGCCGGAUGACGUAACACCCUCGUAAGCCACAAAUAAAAAAAAUACAAGCGGGGGAUGCCUUAACCACCGAUUAUGUACGGGACCCGUCCGGAACCGUCGCCCCCGCGCCAAUGGUCGGUCCACGCGGAGUUCACCAUCUCGCACCCGGGGGCGAACGACCCCGUCAACCUACCCCGUACCAGCACCGAGAGGGACGACGAUACGGGCGGCGUGCGUAUGACCUACAGCUGGACCGCCAACGACGGCGACGAUAAACCGUGGGCGCCGCCGCCGCCGCCGCCCCCGGACUGGUGCGCGCGCGGCUUCCAAAAAGGCAAUCUGUUCUUUACGUCGACGCCGCCGUCGAGAUUGACGGGCGACGUCGCCAGUAAGGUGCACGAGUCGUCGGGCUACGGGAGCGACGUGCUGUCGCCCAAUUCUUUGGGCGGCACUUUGCCCCGCAGACCCGCGCAGCCCUACAACCGCAAGUGCAGAAGCACCUGCAACAUUACCCUGUCGACGAAUAUAGGUUCGGCGCAGUCGGCGCCGUCGGAGGGGUCGCAUUCGCAGUGCGGUCGGACCCAAAGUUUGCGGUGCCAGACGCCGUCGUCGUCCUCGUGUCCCAACCGCUACUACGGAUGCGGCGACCCGUGGUGCCAUCACCCGCGCUUUAACGACGAGUUCGCGUAUUCGCUAGGCGGCGCAGUCGGUAGGAUAUCGCCUGUGCUCGAGAGCGGCGAAGAUAGCCUCGGCUCGGGCGCGCCGCAGAAGAGGGACGCGGCCGUCCAGACGUUCGAAAUGGUCGACAAGUGCACGUCGCCGUUUCUGCGACCGGAUCACGGCCUCCGGACGCGGUGCGCCAGGCGGAAAACGGAACCGUCGCGGCGGGACGCGCCUUGCACGUCGUCCGCCUCCCUCACGCCGGACAGUUUGGACAGCGUCAAGCACGGAAAACUCGCACGAAAGUCCCCCAAGCCGAUCAAGGAAGCGUCUCCCGCGGAUUCGUUGAAAAAACCGCGGACGGUCCACAUCGACGUCUACUGUACCGGGACGGAACUCGAAUCGGAUGCGGACACCUCGUCCGAGUCGGAGAGCAAGUCCGCGUCCACUCCGCAGACGGUGUUCGAGUCCGAGAGGGUGAAGGUCACCCACAAGAAAGCCGGCGAGGCGGAACUGCCUCUCCAGAUGAGGAGGCCUCCCGUCCGCCCGUCCGACGACGACGAAGAGGACGACGCGAGCACCGCGUACCCGUCGAAGAUGAGCUCGUAUUCGACGAUCGGCGACUUUUCCGCUAGCGUCUCCAGCGUGCCGAGGUCUUGGACGUCGUACUCGAUGUCCAGCUGCGCCGUCCCGGACGACUACGAUUCGGUGACGAACACGUCGUGGAAGGACACGUACUCGGACGUUCACAGCUUGGCGGACAGCAAGUCGAGCAUGGUUCCGAGGCGUCUCUUCCAGAACGCGAGCAUCGACGAGACGCCCGAGCUCGACGCACUCCAAACUCCGAGCGUCGCCAGCCUGCACCCCAGCGACAGUUUCGAGUACGCCAACUCGGAGGAUAGGAGACGCAUCAAGCGCAUGGAGGAGACGUGGAAUAAUAAAACCGUCGCGAAAGCUCCGGACAGCGACAGCGACGAGAGCGACCACUCGGCCCGAGGCUGGACGUUCGUCGCUCCGGAAGGCGGGGCACAUACUAGGCGUUCCCCCUUCACCGUAGUACCGGGUUUCUGUACCGAGUCGCGUUCGAUAGCGAAGAAAUUCGGUCCGGUGGUGAGCGCGAUGCGCAAACCGGGUCACCACGUGGGCCCCGCCAAGAACCCCGACUGCCUUUGCAGCCACUGCCGCAGCUAUUGGGAGAACGGGGCGGGCUACAGGUCGAGGGCGCGGUCCGUCGGCGACCCGCCCUCCCGCGCGGUGACCAAUUGGAAAGAGUUCUUGGAGAGGGCGGGGCGCGCCGAGACCCCGCCCCUCCCAUAUACGGAUUUUUGAACGCGCGCACGGCUUCCAAAUAAAAACGUUACGCUUUCGCUCGUUUUUUUUUUUAUUAUUAUUCUCGACCGAGGGUUUUAUCUUCCUCCCACUCCCACCGAUAUCGUCCACCUUCCCGCGCAAGAACUAACCGAUCGGUC